AUGUCGUAUAUUAGCCCCGACCUACGGAAUGCCCUCGUCGAUGAAUAUGCGAAUGAGAAGCCCCCAACCGACGGGGAGGUGUACCGCAAGAUCCGUCAAUACCAACACGAAAGCAACGCGCUCUUUCAAAAUCGCUGGUGGUCCCGGCUAUCGCCGAACAAAGCCAAGCGGUUACGGCGGCUCACGUCCCCGGACAAUACCUACCUCUGCGCCGCGUUUGAUGCGUUGCUGGCAAUCCCAGGGCUCUGGAAUGGGAUGAGCCUGGGCUCCUUGAACACCGUGAUGGCGCUGAAGUGUGACGAAGAGGUGAUUCACUACUUGAAGCAUGUGAAGGAUUUUUGGGCGACACUGGUCAACCAUGACCGUGCUCAGAUGGCCCGAAUCGACCUACAUACGGUAGACACACUGCAACUGUAUGCCCCUCGGGCGUCUGCAGUUGAUCGGAAGAUCGUGAAAGGCAAAAUCCUCACCGGGGAAGUGUUUUGCAACUUCAGCCGCUCGGAACGUGCCGCGAUCUGGGGGCGCCUACGGUCGCACGAGACGUGCGAGGGCAUCAUCCCGUCCCUCCAUACCUUUUUCCGCGACGUGUUGUACUUGGAAGUCUGUGCCAAUGCUGUCAAACGGCUGGUUGCUUUGAACAAGCAGCACCCUACCAUUCGGCGCGCACUAGUGCACAGUUUUCGACCCGGCCCCGCUGACCCAGAUUGUCUCAUCCAGACGUCUGAAACCACGUUUCGCCGACAGCCGGGGUCUAACGACGAACGACUGUCGUUGGCUUACCGCCAGAUCUGGCUGUAUGCUAUGCGACAUUACCCGGACAUGGCCAAGAAUAUCCGGGGCGGCCAGGCUGCCAACCCGGCCCGGGCCAAGGCGCGAGCGAAGGCGGACGAGAGCGUGAUUCAUGAUAUGGCUACUCUUGCUCGGAAGCUGGGCUUUCGGACCACGCAGAUUAACGCAAUCCUCCAGCAAUCGCCUGACCGGCAGAUCGCUCGGGCCGCGCUGCUCAAAGCUCGGAAGCCUGAUCACUUCCACUACGACCGGGAAACCUUCGAGUCUCUGAUCGAGCAGAUUGCUAGUUGUUUUGCUCGCGCUAUUCCGAACGAAGGCCCGCCAAUGACACUUACCGCUGGCCGGGCGAUAAAAUUGAAAGACCGAUAUGGAAUUCCUCCGGAACAUGCUCAGCCGCUGGACCGCCCGCAUCUCUUCUUGGACCAGCUACAUUCGGCAACGUCGAUGCAAAGGAACUUGUCGUCCUUAGAAGUCAGACGGAGCGUAUACUACGCCUUUUUCGGCAAGCCAUCCUCCCAAACAUAUAUGCCUCACACUCCGCCAGCAUGGUCAUCGGCCAGCGAGCCUUCUUCGCCCUUGUUUGUUCCGCGUAACAAUACACCCGCAGACGAACCGUUCGCUGAGGAUAUGUCGAUAAGCGGUCUGAGUGAAAGGCCAUCAAGUAGCCGUCAGGGGCUGUCGGAAACUCGCGAACACCAACCGGAAGGGCGGCGGCAGGGUCAACAGCCUUCGUGGCCGCCGACAGCAAUGCACAGUCCGUCUCAGGCCAGAGAGCUGUCUCCAGAUAGCUCCGCAGGAAGGGGAUCUCCUCCCGCUGCGGGUGGGACUACCGACCAUUGGGAUAGCCCUGACGCGGAAGAUCAGCCAGCCACGAACGAAAGAAGAGAGGGCGGGGCGGGAGAGGAUGACUGCACAGAAAUAGACGAAAACGAGAUUUUGCCCCGAGCGGAGGGGGAGGAUUCUACGGCAAGGGAUCUCUCUGCGGUUGAGACGUCGAUUCCUGGAGAACCAGUGGAGGGGGGUGUAUGGGAGGGGUUAGAAGAGAGGACAGUUGGGGACGAUACAGGCUCAAGCGGAGCAGUGCAGGCCUCUUCGCCACUACGAUCGUCACGCACGUCAAGAACCCAGCCCAGAAUACGCAGGAACCGGAAUGCCAUCUGGCAACCCUAUAAUCCUGCACAGAGAGGCAAUCGCGAUGCGGCCCGGACCGUUGCCCCAGAGGAGGAACGAGUUACCAUCGGUAACACCACCGAGCCGGGCCCAAGCGCAGAGCACUGGCCCAGUCCAGAACCGUUGCAACCAAUCGGGGAACACGCGGGAGUGGAACAGCCAGCCGAAGAACCACAGGCCGUAAACGAGGAUGGCACAUUAACGGGUGGGCCCCAGCGCGACGCUGCUGGAAAUGACGCGCGAGACCUUGCCCAAACGGUGCAGCCAGAACAGCGAAACCGCGAAGGCGACGAACCCGCCUCCUCACAAAUCCCGCCGUCUAAUGGUGCAGAAGGAAUACGCGGGGAGCAAUUGACACAGAGCAAAGAGUCAAUCGCCGAUCAGGUUGAAAAACUUGUCCAGGAAGAGCGACACUCGCAGGAGCAAGCAGAUGCACCAGCACGACUAGAUGCAUCUCGAGCCCAUGCGGUCGCCCGCCGUGUCACCGAAAUUCCGGUGGAUUUGCCCCGUCUCAUCGCACAGUUGCGCCAAGGAAGCCAGCGUGAUACUGGUGUAUCUCCCGCCGAUGCCACAAGCGUUGCGCGCCCUGAAGACGAAGCCUCCCUCCGCCCCUUGCCCCUUGAGCCCAUCGCGCAGAGCACGGAAGAGGGAUGGCCCGGAAGCAAUUUGGACGGUACGAAUCUACGCCGGUCUCCCCAACGGCGUCCGAAGAUCGGUCCGCAGGCACAUCAACCAGAAGGAGCCGCCCGUAAGCUGAGGAAGAAUCAGACAACGCGUCGAGAGGUCAAUCGGGCAGGCGCUCGAGAUGCUGCCAUCGCUGAGGAGCUGUGGGGUAGCGAUGGGGGCGGCGACGAAGCGGGAGGGAUCAUGGCCGAAACGGCUGCGGUCUCUCCCCAGGAUGCUGAGCGAUAUCCCGCCGUUCUGGCCGAUCCAGAGCAGGCCCAACGGGAAGCCAUUGCAAGGCAGGAGGGCGAGGACCUCCUCUUUGAUACUCCGCAUAUUAUGCCAGAGGCGGAGGACACAGAAAUGGACGACUUUGAAGGAGACCGUCCUCCUGCGGUCGCUGCCCGGCGCAACCAGAAGGUCACAAAACCAUCCAAGGUAGUCAAGCCAAAGCAGGCUCAGCCGGGGAGAUCGUCCAAGGCGUCACGAGCCGGUCUGUCCUCCCGGCGACGAGCGGUCGAUGGCGGGGCUCGCGUGCAGGGAGAAGUCACCCAGCUCGAUGCCACCCAGCGGGACAUAACAAACCCCGUCAGCACAGGUGUGAUUGGUAGUAUCAAUCAAAGUCCUGCUAGCGGUUCGUCACCAGGACGGCGCGUGACAAUCACCUUUCGCGCUUACCAGCGAGGGGAAUGGAUGAGGAGGGACGUGGUGUCUGUGGAUUCCGAUCAUCCAGUUGAGGCGCAGGCCAUCGCAGAGCGGUAUGCCCGAGACCCGGAGCAGGAGGUCCAUUUCUAUGAUCGUUCACUACGGAAAGUUGCUGUGGACCAGUGUGUCCGCGCGGCGAUCGACGACGGAAGUUUCACGGUCCUCAUGGGUUUGGGACGGGGCCUCGCAGUGACGCGGAACCUGGUGGCCUCGGUGACAGAAUUGUUCGAGAAUGUUGGAACCGCCGGGCCAGUCAUAGAGGAAGAGGAAGAGGAGUUGUAG
This is a messenger RNA of Monascus purpureus, 3609 nucleotides long. The record is from the annotation of a GenBank genome assembly. Lineage: Eukaryota; Fungi; Ascomycota; Eurotiomycetes; Eurotiales; Aspergillaceae.